Molecule: messenger RNA, 300 nt
Organism: Helobdella robusta
Lineage: Eukaryota; Metazoa; Annelida; Clitellata; Rhynchobdellida; Glossiphoniidae
Exons: 1
Source: RefSeq, a predicted model, not a curated record
AUGCUACUAAAUACCGAGAAAGUACCCCGCAGUACCGAAACCGUAUUGCUAAAUACCGAAACUGUACCUCUAAGUACCGAAACUGUAUCGCAAAGUACCAAAACUGUACCUCUAAGUACCGAAACUGUACCGCUAAAUACCGAAACUGUACCGCUAAAUACUGAAACAAUACCGCUACGUACCGAAACAGUGCCGCUAAAUACCGAAACAGUACCGUUAAGUAGUUAUAAGAUGUUGCUAACUACUGCAAAAGUACAGCAGAGUACAAUAACAUUAGCCCUAAGUAGCGAUAAAGCAGCG